Molecule: messenger RNA, 969 nt
Organism: Anthostomella pinea
Lineage: Eukaryota; Fungi; Ascomycota; Sordariomycetes; Xylariales; Xylariaceae
Source: the annotation of a GenBank genome assembly
AUGCGGCUGCUCAACGUUCACACCUUUGCUGUCGAGAGUCUAGACGACAUCAAACGCAGAUUGGCGGAUGACAAGAAGGCCACUGACGUCCCUUAUGUUCUUCUUUCCCACCGGUGGUUCCCUACCGAGAUGACAUUCGGUGACAUGCCUGCAUUCGUCGCGAACGGGUUGCGAGCGCCACCUGAGAAGGCCCGGAGCGCUACGAAGGUACGGGGCGCUUGUGCGCAAGUAAGGGCCUGGCGUCAUAACCAGAAACCGAUAGACUACGCCUGGCUGGACACCGUCUGCAUCAACAAGACAGACCCGGGCGAGACCUCCGAGACAAUCAACUCCAUGUACCGCUGGUACAAGGCCGCAACUGUCUGCUUCGUCUACCUAUACGAUCAUCCGCACGAUAGGGGCCCUUUCUCGUCUAUGACCGACAGUGACUGGUUCACCAGGGGCUGGACCUUGCAAGAAUUAGUUGCACCGACCGCUCUGGAGUUCUUCUAUCAGGAUUGGAGACAUCUCGGGAACAGAAAAGAGUGCAGCGCGGAGCUAUCACCUGGAACCGGCAUUGCAAGAGGCAUACUGGAAGUGGGGGGACCCAUUGGCAAGACCAGCAUCAGUCAUCGAAUGAGCUGGUUCUCAGACCGGACAACCACCAAAGGAGAGGACGAGGCCUACUGUUUGAUGGGACUGUUCGGGGUGAACAUGCCUACACUGUACGGAGAAGGAAGUCAGGGGGCGUUUCGAAGGCUACAAGAGGAAAUCAUGAAGUACUCGGACGACCACUCUCUCUUUGCUUGGGUUGACGAGACAGCAACGGACGACGGGACCAGCAGCAGCUCUCCCGGCUACGGGCUGCUUGCGCCGGCUCCGCAUUGCUUCAAAAACUCUGGGCACUUACAGCAUCACGACGACGGAAGGAACCUCACACCUUUCUCAGUCACCAACAAGGGCUUGUCAAUCAGCUUAAGGUUGUUUUAG